This is a messenger RNA of Hermetia illucens (black soldier fly), 1873 nucleotides long. Its product is annotated as histone H1-like. The record is from RefSeq and is a predicted model, not a curated record. Gene Ontology annotation, molecular function: nucleosomal DNA binding; structural constituent of chromatin; double-stranded DNA binding. Gene Ontology annotation, cellular component: nucleosome; nucleus. The coding region runs from base 825 to 1472 and encodes 215 amino acids. NCBI's taxonomy places the organism in Eukaryota, Metazoa, Arthropoda, Insecta, Diptera, Stratiomyidae. The transcript has a single exon. Gene Ontology annotation, biological process: chromosome condensation; nucleosome assembly; negative regulation of DNA recombination.
UCCAGAAGUUGAUAUUUUUUCAUAAAUACCGAAAGAUGUUAGGAUUUUCAAACCAUACGAUAUCGAUAUUUUGUUGGAGACCGUUGUAAUGUUGUAUGGAAGAGCGAGUGCAAUUUUAACUAAUUUACUGAAACCAGCAUUAAAAGUUGGCGAACUAUAUGCAGAUUCGAUGGAUUUAAAAAUGCCGAAAGAAUAUUUAGUUAGAUAAACGGAGCUGUUCUUUAAAUAUCCUUAAAAGAUUUAUCUAAACACUUCGUCAUUUGAGUAGAUACUUAUGCAAAAAGAACCAAAUACUGAUGUGAUGGGUUAAUUUUCUCUUGAAUUACCUUCAACUCAAAAGACAUAUUUUGUUCAUUUCUAAUAAUAUAUAUAAUGUAAACAUUUUAGACUAUCUUUUAAAAAAAUACCUGCUUGAAGAGCUGGUACAGUUAUUUAAAUAUGCCAAUAAUUGCAGGAGUGUAAAUCCUUAACGGUGAAAUGUAGUGUCAAUUAACUGUACAUUGCUUAUGUUUGAGGAAGUGGCAUAAUAUUUUAUUAUUUUGUUAUUAUUUUGUACAAAGUUCUGCUUUAAUUCUGUACGGAAAUUUAGUUGUUUCUUUUAUAAUUUUUGUGAUAUAAUAAUAAAUGUUAACUGAACUCAAAAAUCAUUUGUUUAGAAAAUUUAUUAAGAAACAUGGAAUAUUGAGUGCCGUUCUUCUUGAUUCUCAUGAGUUGAUAGAUGAAAUUGAAAGGCGGGUAUCAGGUGUUCUCAAACUGUGUUUGUGUUUCGCUUUGUGCGUUUUUAUUCGUUAGCGGGUUUAGUUCGUUAGAAGUGUUGUAUAGAAAUGGUAGAGGAGUCGUCACCGCCUGCGGCAGCGCCUGCUCCAGCUUCUGCUGGCCCAAAAAAGGGGAGGAAGUCAACCGGAGGUCCUAAGAAGCCGAAAUCAAAGCCAACCCAUCCGCCAACAUCUGCGAUGGUGAACGCGGCAAUCAAGAACUUGAAGAUGCGUGGAGGUUCGUCACUGCCUGCUAUCAAGAAGUACUUGGCUUCGAAUUACAAAGUUGAUGUUGAGAAACUGUCGCCAUUCAUCAAGAAGUACUUGAAGAGUGCCGUUGUGGGAGGCAAACUGAUUCAAACGAAGGGCAAAGGAGCUUCUGGCUCGUUCAAGUUGCCAGCGAAGGAUAAGAAAGAAGGUGGUGCCAAACCAAAAGUAGUAAAGAAGGCUGGUGAGAAGAAAGCCAAGUCCGCUAAACCGAAGAAGACUGGCGAAAAGAAAGCAGCCAAGCCUAAGAAGGCCGCAGGUGAGAAAGUGGCUAAGAAGAAGGCGGCGACUACUGCUGCCAAGGCUGCGAAGAAGACUGGGAGUGUGAAGACAAAGGCACCAAAAGAAAAAGCGGCAAAGGCCCCGAAGGUGAAAGCGAAGGCACCGAAACCGAAAAAGGCUACUGGAACAAAGAAACCAGCUGCAAAGAAGGCUUCCACCAAGAAGUAAAUCUGCUGUGGGGGAUUUGGGUGCUACAUGUGAACAGGGAGUUCACAAACCAAAAACCAACAGCCCUUUUCAGGGCUACCGAACUUUCGAGGAGUAAAAUUUUACAAUUUUGUAGUAUCAAAAAAUGUUGCAACGUUCUCGCUGCUUUGAGUGAAGACGUAAAAAUGGCUCAUUUUCUUCUUUUUGAAUAAUUUUACUGAUUUUGAUAUUAAUCUACCAUUAUUUGGGGGUAGAGUGCCUUAAUCAUGUUUCACUCUAGUAACCAACGUCAAUUUUGCUAUACUGCCUAGUUCUAAGUAUUAAAUAUUUUAUCUGCCAUUUGGUAUUCGACAAUUUUGCGAAAAACAACAAUUUUUUAAUUCCUAGAAUGAGUGAACAUAAACUUAUAGCUAACUUAGGGA